Closterium sp. NIES-67 is the source of this 2856-nucleotide messenger RNA. NCBI's taxonomy places the organism in Eukaryota, Viridiplantae, Streptophyta, Zygnematophyceae, Desmidiales, Closteriaceae. The record is from the annotation of a GenBank genome assembly.
UCCUCUGGCAACACCUUGGUAGCGACGAUCAGCGGCAGAACCGGCAGGGACAGCCCAGCAGCCAGCAGCCAGCAGCCAUGGCUGCCGGCGCUCUAAGCCGGAGCCUCCACUCCUUGCGGCGUCGCUCGUCGCGUUUAGCGUCGUCGUUGACCUGCUCGAUCCCUUCGUAUCUGCAGCACGCGCCACACACCUCGAUCCCUCCUUAUUCGCACUCGCCACUUGUCGAUCGUAGCGAAUCAGCUGAAGUCUUGGCUACAAACGCCGCGUGCGCCACCUUCUCUUCCUCCUCGUUAGUAACCUAUCCGUUCGAACCUCAAGCUAGCACGCUCAAAAGACUGUCCAAACUCUGCUGUUUGCAAACCAGAUCACCGCUGUCCGAGCUCUCCAGCUUCCGAUCAUCACCUGCUCGCCAGCCAGCUGUGCAACCUGCAAUCUUCCCUCUCGUCUGCGCGACCUGCUUCCGAUCAUCUCCUGCUCGCCAGCUGAAGCAUCUUCCCUCUCCUGCAAUCUUCCCUCUCGCCUCCACCUCCCGCCUUCCUUCAUCUCUCGCUGUUCAAGUGACCCUCCAGCUCUCGCUCGCCCCGUUCGCCUCUUUAUCGCGCCGUUUAAACACCUCCAGCCGUCAAGGCAGCCGGCAGAUUGACCGUCAGAUGGGCCGUCGAGUCAAGCGCGACGUUACUAAGAAGGAGGGUAGGCGUCAAGCGAAGCUCGGGAAUGAAGAGAGAGCUGAGACGCGUAAACGCAAGGAGGAGUCGUCCAGUAGAGAGGAGACAUUUGGGAGAAAGGAUUCAAAGAGAAAGGGGGCUCGUGGGGUGAGGCAGACGGUUGGGAGAAAUGGCGGGGCCUCGUCGCAUAAAGAGCAUCAGGACAGGCAGCAGCAGCAGCAGAGACAUCAGCCUAAGCAACAAAGGCAUCCUGAUCACCAGCAGCAGCAGCAGCAGCAGCAGCAACAAAGGGGGAAUAGCCAGCAACAGCAGCAGCACAACACUCCAACAGCCGACCAGGAGAAUGGACCAAUCUCAUGGCGACAGCUGGCACCGGUUCACUUCCCCUCCCUGCUGGCCGUUUCAGAUGAUGCUCCAGGGGGGGGAGGGAGCGGCGGGGGAGGAGUGAGGAAAGGAGUGGAUUUCCUCACGGAAAGGAGAAGGGGAGAGAAAGGGGGAGCGGGCAUAAUGAAAGUCAAAUGGGGGGAGGAAGGGGGGAAGGAGAUGGCGGAAGGCGGUGGGGGAACCCUGGGGGUUGUGAGUGCGCGCAAGUGGAUGGCUGUGUGCUGCCCCCACAUGCCAGCCAGCCUCGUCCACAAGCUCUUCAGAAAGAGAGUGGUCCGAGCUAUUUCCCCUGCAGGCACCUCCCCUCCUCCUCCCGACACCUCUGACUCUUCUCAAACGCGUCCCAACAAGCUAUCCCGGGUGUCAGCCAACCAACUGCUCCUUCCAGGAACCGUCCUGUGCAUUCCGUCUUCCAUCCAAAUGCACUCCGAUUCUGAUGCAAGCGGCACAACGGCCACAUUGAGAAACGGCAAACGCUCUACCUCGUCUUCCUCAUCCGCAGCCUCCUCCUCCUCUCCCUUGCCACGUGGCAUUCAACCAGAGGACAUAAAAAUGCUCCGGAAGUGUGUUCUGUUCAAGGAUGAUCACAUCAUCGUCAUCAACAAGCCAUCAGGCCUGCCUUCCCAGGGUGGCUAUAAAGUGCGCCUCUCAGUGGACAACCUCAUGCAGCACGCCCUAGCCUCUGACUCCCCCGAGCCUCUUCGCCUGGUGCAUCGCCUGGACAGGGAGACAAGUGGCGCCAUGCUAUUGGCCCGUUCAGCUGCCAGCGCACGUGCUCUCACAGCCCUGUUCCGCGAUAAGAGCGCUGCCGGCGUUGAUGUUGCCUCUAGCGCUGCUGCUGGCACUGCUGCAGGUGCUGCUGCAGGUGCUGCUGGUGCUACCGGCACUGCUGCAGGUGCUGCUGGUGCUACCGGCACUGCUGCAGGUGCUGCUGGUGCUACCGGCACUGCUGCAGGUGCUGCUGGUGCUGCCGGCACUGCUGCUGGUGCUGGUGCUGCCGGCACUGCUGCAGGUGCUGCUGGUGCUGCCGGCACUGCUGCUGGUGCUGAUGCUGCCGGCACUGCUGCUGGUGUUUGUGCUGCCGGCACUGCUGCAGGUGCUGCUGGUGCUGCCGGCACUGCUGCUGGUGCUGGUGCUGCCGCGGGAACUGCUGCAAGUGCCGGUGCCGCUGGUGAUGAUGAGGGGAGUGCAGCUGCUUACCAGCGCAGGGAGGGAGGCGUAGCACGCGUGUACUGGGCGGUGGUGAUUGGCCAGCCGAAGCAAACAUCAGGAGUGAUCAUGGCGCCAUUGCAUAAGCCUGGCAACGAUUCUCUCUCGCCCAUCAAGGAGCUGCCAGCUGUCACUGUGUACCGGGUCAAGCACACUUCGCCUUCGGGGUACUCGUGGCUAGAGCUUUGCCCACUGACUGGACGAAAACACCAGCUCCGCAUUCACUGCGCAUUGGCACUAGGGUGCCCAAUACAAGGCGACAUGACGUACGGUGCAUGGGCACACAAAGGAGUAUCGGGUGUAUCUCCGGAAAUCACAGCGAAAUUAGCCCUUCCUGAUGGCCUACACCUACAUGCACGCUCAAUCGAGGUGCCGUACUUGGUUCCGGCUACUAAUCGGCCUUCACAAGGUGGUGGGGGGGGGAGGGAGGGGCGUUUCAGGAGCCAUGAGAUCGCACGUCAGGACAUAGCACAAAACAAUGAACAUGGAACGCGAAAGUUCACUGCACCACUGCCUGCACACAUGGAAGAUACGUUUUCCAUGUUAGCCUUUGAUGUUGAAAAUGAUUAGAUCGAUAUGCUUACUUCGUGGAUGUUGU